AUGUCGCAGGGAACGCAGCCCGGAGAGGACGCGUUCAGCAUACUGGUGGCGACGGACAACCACCUGGGGUUCAUGGAGAAGGACGAUGUGCGCCGCCACGACUCCUUCACCGCCUUUGAGGAGAUCUGCAAGCUCGCCCAGUCGCUGCAGGUGGAUUUCCUGCUGCUGGGCGGGGAUCUGUUUCACGACAACAAGCCAUCGCGCGCCACGCUGGUGCGCACAAUCGACAUUCUGCGCCGCUACUGCCUCAGCGACAACCCCGUUCGCUUCCAAGUCGUCAGCGACCAAACCCUCAACUUCCCCAACUCGUUCGGCCACGUGAACUACGAGGACGAGCACUACAACGUGGGCAUGCCCGUCUUCACCGUGCACGGCAACCACGACGACCCCGCUGGCAUCGACAACCUAUCAGCGGUGGACAUCCUGUCAUCAUGCAAUCUGGUGAACUACUUUGGCAAGUCCAACAUGCCGGAACAUGACGCCGCUCACAUCACCCUGCACCCCGUGUUGCUGCGCAAGGGCGCGAACCGCAUCGCGCUGUACGGGCUGGGGUACAUGCGGGAUGAGCGGCUCAAGAUGAUCAUGGAUAACCCACAGGGGCUGCAGUGGAUUCGACCAGACGAGCCGGGCACGAGUGAGGACGACUGGUUCAACAUCCUCGUGGUGCACCAGAACAGGGCGGUGCGCAUGACGGGGGCAAAGAAGGUGGUGACGGUGGACGAGAGCAAGUUCGCGUCCUUCCUGGACCUGGUGCUGUGGGGGCACGAGCACGAGUGCCGCAUUGAGCCCGAGGCACCAGUGGGAGCAAACUACUACAUAUCACAGCCGGGGUCGUCGGUGGUGACGCAGCUGGCAGAGGGCGAGGCCAAGCCCAAGCACGUGCUGCACCUGCUCGUCCAGGGCAACAAGUUUGAGUCACGCAACAUCGCCCUCACCACUCCACGCCCGUUCGAAUAUGCCGAGGUGACGUUGAGGAAUGCGCAGGGAGUGAACGCCAGGGACCCGGAGGAGCUCGCGCUCUUCCUCUCCGCCACUGUGCAGCGCAUGAUAGCCAAGGCGGAGAGCAGCUACAGGGAGAGGCGAGCAGCACAGCUGCCAGAGGGGCUGCUGGAUGGGGGCGGCAGUGGUGGCAGAGAGGGGAGCAGGGAGGGGCCGGUGGACUACUCGGGCUUCUCCACCAUCAACUCGCAGCGCUUUGGGCAGCAGUUCGUGGGCAAGGUGGCGAACCCCCACGACAUGCUCAUGUUCUUCAAGGCGCCCACCAGGAAGCCCUCCACCACCGUUUUGGAGGUGGGCGAGGAGAGGGUGGUGCAGCCGGACGAGCUCAAUCAGAGCAACAUCGAGCAGCUGCUGCGAGACAGCAACGUGAAACUGGAGGUGCUGUCGCUGGGCGGGCUGGCGGAGGCGCUGCAUGGGUUUGUGGGGCGCGACGAGACGCACGCCUUCUCCUCCUUCCUCUCCUCCUCGCUCUCUGACACCCAGGCAUGGCUGGUGAAGGAGCAGGAGGGGGCGGGGCUGAGGGACGACGAGGACAUUCUCAGACUCGUGGAGCAGCGAGUGCUGCAGGUGGGGAAGGGGGGGAGAUACUGGUUGCAUGUGAUGAAUGCUUGCCCGCUGCUGUGGGCUGCUGCUACCAAGUGCUUCCUGCUGUGGCUGCAGGGAUCGAUGAAGCACACACCUUUCUCACUUGCCUCACCUGCUGCCAUCCCACCCACCGCUGCUCCAAGCAUCCGCCUUUCCGUCCCUCAACCCCCACCCUGCUCGGCAUGCGCGGUGUGCUCCUGGCAGGACAUGGAGAAGCGGGGUGGUGCGGCGGCGCCUGGCGAUGGCUCUGGCGAUGCAGGAGCAGCGCAGCCGAUGCCCGAUGUGAGUUCAGUCGUGGCAUGGAGCAGUCCAUGCCCUGCUCCCUGGCCCUUUCAAUCUGCAGACUCCAUCCCAUCCCAUGCCAUGCCACGCUGUGCUCCAUGCAAUCUCCCCACCUCCCCGCCCCCCCCACUCCCCACCUUCUCCGCCCUUCCGAUAUCCCCCCCGCGCCCCUCCCCCACCCUUUCGCCUGCCUCUACACUGCAGCGUGGCAGCAUGGACGCGCCCAAGCAGGGGGAGGAGAGGGAGGGGGGGGACGAGGGGGACGAGUGGGAGGCGGACGAAUGGGAGCAGGGGAGCAAGGGCAGAGGGGGAAAGGGGCGGGGAGGUAGGGGGAGAGGGAGAGGCAGUGCGAAAGCAGCGGCUGGUGAUGGGGUGUCGUUAAGAGGGGGGCGAGGAGGGAGGGGGAGGGGGCGCAGCAGCAGCGGGGGAGCAGGGGGAAGAGGAAUGAAGCAGGCGACGUUUGACAGUAUGGGGCUGCGAGGCAGGUCAACAAUAACAGCGACACCCGCAGGUGGGAGGGCGGCAGCGAGUGUGGGCAGCACCAAGGUGCCGGUUGAGGAGGAGGAGGAGAUCGAGGACGACGACCUGACCGGUCAGGGCAUGAUGGGUGCACCACGUGGGGCAGCCGAUGUGGACAUGGACAAAGAGGAGGAGGGGCCGGAAGAGGAGGCAGUGGGUCUGGGCUCCAGGGCAUCAGCAGCGCGAGCAGCCUCCCAGCGCCGCUCUACUGCCGCUGCCUCCCCCAUGAGUCAGCGGGAGGGGCGGGGGAGGGGACGGGGCGCAGGGGCAGCAGCAGCAGCAGCAGCAGGGGGAGGGGGGAGGGGAAGGGGGAGGGGGAGAGCAGUGGUUGGUGGGUGGAGCAGUUUGGGUGUGUCAGGCGUUGGUACGGCAGGAGUGAGCGUGCAGAGUGACGGGGAGGAGAGUGAUGAGGAGGAGCAUGUGCGGCAUGGCGGCAUAGAGGAGGAGGAUGAUGAGGAGGAAGAUGGCGAGGAGGAAGAGGAGGAGCAGAGGGCGCGGGCAAAGCGAGCAAGAAGGGGCGUGGGUGGUGUGGUGGGUGGUUUCAGCUUCACACCCUCGCAAGUGAGUGUGGAGGAUGCAAUGUGUGACCCGCGAUUGU
Messenger RNA from Closterium sp. Naga37s-1, 2983 nucleotides. Lineage: Eukaryota; Viridiplantae; Streptophyta; Zygnematophyceae; Desmidiales; Closteriaceae. The record is from the annotation of a GenBank genome assembly.